Molecule: messenger RNA, 1088 nt
Organism: Brassica oleracea var. oleracea
Lineage: Eukaryota; Viridiplantae; Streptophyta; Magnoliopsida; Brassicales; Brassicaceae
Exons: 1
Coding region: 166-924 (252 amino acids)
Source: RefSeq, a predicted model, not a curated record
UUUGUCGUAACCAGUGUUGUUUUAACUCACACAAGCAAAAUGCUAGAAAAAUUAACUAUAUACCAAUCUUACAACCAUUUUUAACUAGCAGUCUUCUCUCUCUCUCUCUGCAAAUCCAAAUUCACACAAGCCCUAAGUUAUUUUCUCCGCCGUUCUACACCAUCAAUGUGGCGGCCGUGGCGCAAAUCGUCGGUUAAGACGCACAAAACAUACUCUCCCACCGCCUCUUUCUCCUUCAAAGACAUCCACCACCUCUGCACAGACGACUCCUCUUCUCUCCCUUCUUCUCCCUCUCUUUCCAGAGUUUUUCACAGAGUCUGCGCUGCCAACUUGAUCCUCCGCUCCUGGCCAACUCCUCCGUCUAACCACCUCCUCCGCGCAGACUCCGAGCCUGUCACUCUACGGCGGAAUCAUGAACCAGAUGUUAUACAGAUCUCCAUCCCCGGCGCGGAGAACAGCAUCGUCGUCUACUUCACCAGCCUCCGCGUCGUUCGUCCCACGUUCGAGGACUGCCGAGCAGUCACGACGAUCCUCCGCACCUUCCCCGUGCGAAUCGACGAGCGAGAUCUCUCAAUGGACGCGUCUUACGCGGCGGAGCUGGAGCGGAUCUUCUUCGGCGGGAAGAAAGAUCUUCCGAAGCUGCCGCGCGUGUUUAUCGGCGGACGGUACGUCGGGGGAGCGGAGGAGGUGAUACAGCUUCACGAGACCGGGGAGCUGAAGAAGCUCGUACAAGAGUUGCCGAGGGUUGAGCGAGGGGUUUGCGAGAUGUGCGGCUGUUAUAGGUUCGUACCGUGCAACGACUGUCACGGUAGUCAUAAGGUGUAUACGGAGAAGUUAGGGUUUAGAACAUGCUCGACGUGCAACGAGAACGGUCUCGUCAGGUGUUCGUCUUGUUCGUAUUCCCGUCUCAGGGCUGGUUCCUAGAUUUUUUUUUUUUGUUAUAAUUCUAUUGGGAAAUUGGAGUAUUUAAAAGUAUUUGUUUUAUCUAUUUUAGAAGUUUCCAUAUUUGUAAAAUUCGAAAUGGGAAGUGGUAGCUUUCAGCUUGUCUUUAGAUAGUUAGAUUCGUGUUAGAUUAAAUGUGAAAUGAA